UCGCAACACUGUUUUCUGUCAUUAACUUAGGUGGCAUCUUGGUUGCUUGUGACGUGGAUUUGGAGAAAAUUUGUAAAAUAAUUCCAAUUUGAUCCUUGGGUGUUUUAUGAAAAGGAUUUUGGAAUUAACCACACCCUAUUGAGAUGACUACUUACGAAGAAUUCAUUCAACAGAAUGAGGAUCGUGACGGUGUUCGUUUGACUUGGAAUGUUUGGCCAUCAAGCCGCAUCGACGCAGGUCGUCUGGUUGUGCCUCUCGCUUGUCUAUAUCAACCGUUAAAGGAACGUCCCGAUUUACCACCCAUACAAUAUGAGCCAGUUUUGUGUACACGCGCUAAUUGUCGGGCUAUUCUUAACCCUCUGUGCCAAGUGGACUAUCGUGCGAAAUUGUGGGUAUGCAAUUUUUGUUUCCAGCGUAAUCCGUUCCCACCACAGUAUGCUGCAAUUUCAGAGCAGCAUCAACCAGCCGAAUUGAUACCUGGAUUCAGUACCAUCGAGUACACAAUUACCCGUGCGCCUUGUAUGCCUCCUGUUUUCAUAUUCCUUGUCGAUACUUGUAUGGAUGAAGAAGAGUUGGAUGCUUUAAAAGACUCUUUGCAAAUGUCUUUGAGCUUAUUGCCCCCAAAUGCGUUGGUUGGUCUUAUAACAUUUGGUAAAAUGAUCCAGGUGCACGAAUUGGGCGCUGAGGGAUGUUCGAAGAGCUACGUAUUUCGUGGUACCAAGGAUCUUACCGCAAAACAGGUUCAAGAUAUGUUAGGUAUUGGUAGACCAACGGGUACAACAGUUGGUGCUCCUGGACAACCUGGACAACAAAUGCCAGGUCAACAACGCGCACCGGCUGCUGCUGCUGUACCCCCUGCGAACCGAUUUCUGCAACCCAUUAGUAAAUGUGAUAGUGCAUUGGGUGACUUAUUGAGCGAAUUGCAGCGUGACCCUUGGCCGGUACCUCAGGGCAAGCGUUAUUUACGUUCCACGGGCGCUGCAUUGGCGAUCGCAGUGGGUUUACUUGAAUGCACCUAUCCCAAUACAGGCGCUCGAAUUAUGAGUUUUGUCGGUGGACCUUGCUCCCAGGGUCCCGGCCAAGUGGUUGACGAUGAGCUUAAGCAUCCUAUUCGUUCCCAUCACGAUAUUCACAAGGAUAAUGCUCGAUAUAUGAAAAAAGCUAUUAAGCAUUAUGAUGCAUUAGCUUUACGCGCCGCUACCAAUGGACAUUGCAUCGAUAUUUACUCGUGUGCACUUGAUCAAUGUGGUCUCAUGGAGAUGAAACAAUGUUGCAAUUCGACUGGUGGUCACAUGGUAUUGGGAGAUUCAUUUAAUUCGUCAUUAUUUAAGCAAACAUUCCAACGUGUAUUUGCGAGAGAUGCACGCGGUGAUUUGAAAAUGGCAUUCAAUGGCACACUGGAAGUGAAGUGUUCGCGCGAGCUGAAAAUCUCGGGCGGCAUCGGCUCGUGUGUGUCGCUGAAUGUGAAGAACUCGUCGGUGUCUGAUGUGGAGAUCGGCAUGGGCAACACGGUGCAAUGGAAGAUGUGUACACUGAAUCCAAGCUCAACAAUGGGAUUCUUUUUCGAAGUUGUAAACCAACAUGCGGCUCCAAUGCCACAAGGUGGUCGGGGUUGUAUUCAAUUUAUAACCCAAUACCAGCAUGCAAGCGGACAGCGUCGCAUACGUGUAACAACGUUGGCUAGGAACUGGGCAGAUGCUACAACUAAUUUACCAUACAUAAGUGCUGGCUUUGAUCAAGAAGCUGCUGCAGUGAUUAUGGCACGCAUGGUGGUAUAUCGUGCUGAAACGGAUGAAGGUCCAGAUAUAUUACGUUGGGUGGAUCGGCAGCUCAUUCGAUUGUGCCAAAAAUUCGGCGAGUACAGCAAGGAUGAUCCGAACAGUUUCCGCUUGGCUCAGAAUUUUAGUCUUUUCCCACAAUUCAUGUACCAUCUGCGCCGUUCGCAAUUCUUGCAAGUCUUCAACAACUCGCCAGACGAGACCACAUUCUAUCGGCACAUGCUGAUGCGCGAGGACCUCACCCAGUCUCUAAUUAUGAUACAACCAAUUUUAUAUAGCUAUUCCUUUAAUGGUCCACCAGAGCCGGUGUUACUCGACACAUCGUCCAUUCAGCCGGACCGUAUAUUACUAAUGGACACGUUUUUCCAAAUUUUAAUUUAUCACGGAGAAACCAUCGCCCAAUGGCGAGCUCUAAAGUAUCAGGAUAUGCCAGAAUAUGAGAAUUUCAAGCAGCUAUUACAAGCGCCUGUGGAUGACGCUCAAGAGAUUUUACAAACCCGUUUUCCGAUGCCACGUUACAUUGAUACUGAGCACGGUGGCUCACAAGCUCGUUUCUUGCUAUCUAAAGUAAAUCCAUCGCAGACCCACAACAAUAUGUACGCGUAUGGUCAGCCACCAAUUGGCCAGUCUACGGAUGGUGGUGCUCCGGUAUUGACUGAUGAUGUUUCGCUACAACUUUUCAUGGAACAUCUUAAGAAAUUGGCAGUUUCAUCAACAACGUGAAUCGGAAAAUUUUGGGAGUGUAUUAAGUCAUGGUACCUCAGGCUUAAAGCGUUUUGGUCGAGUUGCUGGAGGAGUGAGAUAUUUAGAAAUAAAUAGGGGAUGCUAGAAACAUUUGUCGGCAAAAUAAUAUUACGAUUAUAAUUAUUAAAAUGCUAAUAUUAAACGAAUAAUUAACAAUUAUAUAAAUAAACAUUAUAUCAAAUAAAAUUUAAAUUACUGUACUUGGCAAUAGCGAAAGCUUAAUAAAACAACAACAAAGUUCAUUCUUAA
Ceratitis capitata (Mediterranean fruit fly) is the source of this 2771-nucleotide messenger RNA. RefSeq names its product protein transport protein Sec23A (gene Sec23). The transcript is spliced from 6 exons. The record is from RefSeq and is a predicted model, not a curated record. Gene Ontology annotation, molecular function: GTPase activator activity; zinc ion binding. Bases 144 to 2501 code for a protein of 785 amino acids. Gene Ontology annotation, biological process: intracellular protein transport; endoplasmic reticulum to Golgi vesicle-mediated transport; COPII-coated vesicle cargo loading. Lineage: Eukaryota; Metazoa; Arthropoda; Insecta; Diptera; Tephritidae. Gene Ontology annotation, cellular component: COPII vesicle coat; endoplasmic reticulum exit site.